UUCAAAUAAUGCCCUUUAUCUAGGAUGGCGCAGCGGGAAGCACCUUUUAUCAAUGUCACACUUGCACCGAAGGAGAAGGCUGCAUUGACAGAGUCACAACAGCGGAUUACUCGCUCACAUGCCGCUCGCUCUGCGCAUGCCCGCGUCCGACAUCGGCGGAUGAUGGAGUAUCAGGCACAGAAGCGGGGGAGGAUAGACACACGAGACGGAGUUAUCAGUAGUUGCACUGGCUUUCCGUCAAGUGCGCGGCUAGAGAUCGCUACAGUCCUCUCAUCUGAUAGGCGAGACCCUUUUCAAAGCUUUGCUAGGGGCUUAACCUCAUUAGAGCAAUUUCUCUUUGAUCAUUAUGUCAACGUCGUCAUCCCCCUGAUGCGCUGCAAUGAGAGCGCAAUCUUCUUCGCGCAGCGCAUGAUUAGACUCUGGGUUCCUACUGCGAUCACCGAGUCAAGCCUUCUCGAUAUCAUUCUGCUUGCGGCAUGCCGCCACUUGUCUAUUGCAUAUAGACAGGGGUCGCAACAACAGCAGCGCAUCUUUCAACAACUGACCUUUCAGUAUAAAUCCCAGAGUCUGUAUGCACUAAGGCAUGCCAUCUCGGCUGAAAUGCCGUUGCUGAGUGACUCCACGGUCGCGAAAGCUAUUAUGCUAGCGUAUGACGAAUUAUAUGUUCGAGAUACAAAAAUGCUCAAGCAUCACGUAGACGCAGCAGUGGAAAUGGUCACGCUGAAAGGCGGGCCCCAGACACUUGGACUUGAUGGACUUAUGGAGCAUUUCCUUUUCAAUCUGAUUAGCAAGACGAGGGGCGACUUGGAACUGCAGAUUAGGACACCCUGGUAAG
This is a messenger RNA of Aspergillus piperis CBS 112811, 835 nucleotides long. RefSeq lists its product as uncharacterized. The record is from RefSeq and is a predicted model, not a curated record. The transcript has 3 exons. Lineage: Eukaryota; Fungi; Ascomycota; Eurotiomycetes; Eurotiales; Aspergillaceae. The coding region runs from base 25 to 834 and encodes 269 amino acids.